This is a messenger RNA of Trichoderma harzianum CBS 226.95, 469 nucleotides long. RefSeq lists its product as hypothetical. The transcript has a single exon. The record is from RefSeq and is a predicted model, not a curated record. Bases 88 to 432 code for a protein of 114 amino acids. Lineage: Eukaryota; Fungi; Ascomycota; Sordariomycetes; Hypocreales; Hypocreaceae.
GCAGUGUGCAAACUCUGAAUAUCUUAUUCUAUUCCUGAGAAAUCAGCACCCCUUUCUUAAUCUGUUGAAUCCCUAAGCUACUAUACGAUGUCGACCACCUUUACUAAAUGGACUGAUUCUCAAGGUGGCUACUCCGGCAAGGUCCGUGGAAAUUGGGAUGCUGUAGAGCAACAAGCUCUCGCAGGCGCCAAGCAGAAUGUUUUCAACGCACUGCUUGAAGAAUCUGAUGCCGCCGAAGUUCAUGUUGACACUCUCGGAAAGCAAUUCUUCAAAGAUCAUGGUUUUAAAUAUGAGUGGAACGGCCACCAAACCAAUUCGUUUACUGGGCAACAUGAGCAUGUUGACCGUGAUGCCUUUGGCAGGUUUAAGAACUGGCAGGGGAGCCGCAUUUAUAAGUUCGGAUUUGAGAUUGACAAAGUCCCGAUGGAUUGAAUAUAUAUAUAUGUAAUCUAGGAAAUUUGAGUGUUAU